CUUGUCAUUUGUGAUUCAUUGUCAAAACGACAAUCCCAUUUCCAAAACAACAAUAAAACAAUCAGAAACCGCUACAAAGAGUCUGAUUGUACCUUUUGGAAAAUAACCGCCGCCGUUUACUCUCGUUUUAACAAUUAGGUGGUCGGUGUGUUUACGACAAUAAGGAGUUCUUUGUUUAAAAAAUGUCGCACCACAGAAGAGACUAUAGAAGGCAACCGACAAGCAAUUUCACAUAUGUGAGCCCCUGUGUCAAAUAUCUGAUAUUCCUGCUCAAUUUUAUUUUCUGGUUAUUUGGAGGGCUGUUAAUUGGAAUCGGUUUGUACGCCUUUUACGAUAAGUACCAACUCACAGGAUGGGUAAAAUUGGAAAACAUAUAUGACGUUAUUUUAAAUAUUUCUUUGGUCAUGGUGAUAAUGGGAGGAGUAGUGUUCAUUGUUAGUUUCGCAGGCUGUGUUGGAGCACUUAGAGAAAAUACCAGACUCUUACAAUUUUAUUCCUUGUGUUUGCUCAUCUUCUUUCUGCUAGAAAUGGGAAUUGCCAUUGUUGGAUUUGUAUUUCCCAGAUCAAUGCAAUCAGUUUUGGAGGAGAAUUUCACUGAUAAAAUCAUACAUACAUACAGAGACGAUCCUGACCUACAAAAUCUGAUUGAUUUUGCUCAACAAGAGUUCCGGUGUUGCGGCCUCAGUUCAGAGGGCUAUAUGGACUGGUCGAAGAAUGAAUAUUUCAACUGUAGCUCGCCUAGUGUCGAACAUUGCGGAGUCCCAUUUUCCUGUUGCAUCAACGCGACCGAUAUCAGUUCACGACUUGUCAACAUAAUGUGUGGAUAUGGCGUCCAAACUCUAUCGGUGGCUGAAGCUAGCAAAAAAGUGUGGUCAUCUGGUUGCAUAGAAAUCGUUCGGUCGUGGGCAGAACGCAAUUUAUACACGAUAGCGGGGAUCGCAUUGGUGAUUGCAUUAUCGCAACUGUUCGUCAUUUAUCUCGCCAAAACGUUGGAGGGUCAGAUUGAAUUGCAAAAAUCCAGAUGGGCUAGUUGAAACAUCGGAUGCGUUUGUACAUACCAAGACGUCCAGCAGUUCUAAUUAUCAUCCCUCUUUCCCCAUUUAUAUUCAACAUAGUAGUCUAUUUUAUCCAUUUUUGUCAAGCCAAAUGUACACAUUUUUAUAGUUUUAUGCACAUCAUAUAUUUUUGAAAAUGCACCACCGUCGUUCAUUUACAUACAUACAUUUAUCUUUUUCUCAUAAUAAAUAAUCAUGCUCAUUGUUUUGAGCAUUCCAUCAUUAGCUUGGAUACAGAAACAUUCCGUCGUCUCUCAUCUCUUGCAUUGGCUGUAGACUGAUUUUAAUAAUGUAAUAAAUUAUAUACGCGUAAUUUUAGACCGCAUUCUGCAAAUGUCCAAGUUGGUGGUCAAAUGAAAUUUGUAUAUCGGGUCAUAAAUUUAAUUUUCAACACACUCAAACGUUUCAACAAAAACGGUUUUAUUGUGCCAAAAUAAAAAUUUACUCCGACUUAUAACGUUGUUAUAACGUCAAUUUGAACUUGGACAUUAUGCGUUUUAAUAAUUUAGAAUUUAGUCUAAAUCGCUCUUUUUAUCUCUCGGAUCAAAAAUCGUGACGUGAAAAAUAAUAAAUCUCUCAACAAAAUGUGAUUCAUAGUGUAAAUGUUAGUUUAGAAGGUGCCCUUCUACUUAUUGGAAAAUGAUAUUUUUAUGAACUAUUGUAUAUGUUAGUGUGUUUGUAAUAUAUAAUUAAUACACCUGUUUUUACAUA
Messenger RNA from Aethina tumida (small hive beetle), 1766 nucleotides. Its product is annotated as tetraspanin-33-like. The transcript is spliced from 5 exons. The coding region runs from base 183 to 1034 and encodes 283 amino acids. Lineage: Eukaryota; Metazoa; Arthropoda; Insecta; Coleoptera; Nitidulidae. Gene Ontology annotation, biological process: protein maturation; protein localization to plasma membrane. The record is from RefSeq and is a predicted model, not a curated record. Gene Ontology annotation, cellular component: membrane.